This is a messenger RNA of Emiliania huxleyi CCMP1516, 2472 nucleotides long. RefSeq lists its product as hypothetical. Gene Ontology annotation, cellular component: ribosome; membrane. The coding region runs from base 1 to 2472 and encodes 823 amino acids. The record is from RefSeq and is a predicted model, not a curated record. The transcript is spliced from 6 exons. Gene Ontology annotation, biological process: translation; transmembrane transport. Gene Ontology annotation, molecular function: structural constituent of ribosome; transmembrane transporter activity. Lineage: Eukaryota; Haptophyta; Isochrysidales; Noelaerhabdaceae.
AUGUCGCUGCCGCGGCGCGUGGUCGACGCGGGGACAAAGGUCGCGCUGUCGGACAAGUUGCGCCGCAGCGCGCUGCUGCUGGUGGGGCGGCUGGCGCUCGACGAGCCGAAGACGUCGGCGCUGCUCGAGCGGCUGCAGCGGCUCGGCCUCUCGCUCCCGCACACGCGCGCGGGCGGAGGGCACAAAGCGGCGGCGAGGCUGGCGGCGAGAAACAUCCCGGGCGUGUCGAUGUGCCUCGCAAAGGACGUGAGCGUGCUCAAGCUGGUGUCGCACUCGGUGCUCCUGCUCUCGCUGGAUGGGCUGCGAGACCUCGAGAGCCGGCUCGGCGGGCCGGCGCCGUUCCCGCGCCGCACGUGGCCGCCGUCGGCGGCUAGCACGAGCGCCGCCUCGGCUCCCACCCCUCCAAAGCACUUGCAGAGCACCUCGGUCCUCGACGUGGAUGCCGCUCUCGACGCCAUCGGCUGCGGCUCCUUCCACUUUUGGACUGUCACCGCCAUCAGCCUCUUUGUCGUGGCACAGUCGAUCCAGACGAACCUGCUCGCCUUUCUGCCGCCGUGCGCCGGCGCUGCGUUUGGCGUUGACCCCGACGCCGCUGCUUUGAUUGCUUCUGCGUCGUUUGGCGCUUCGUGCAUCACCACGCCGCUUUUCGGCGCAUGCGCCGAUGCCUUUGGGCGGCGCACGGCCACGCUGCUCGCCAUCUGUAUCAUGAGUGUCGGUGGGCUCGCGUCGACAGCGGCGCCCACCUUCGGCACCCUCGUCCUGCUGCAGGCGCUCGUGGGCGUCGGCUUGAGCGGCGCCACCUGCCCCUUCGAGUUACUCGCCGAACUCUCUCCGUCGGCGGCGCGCGGCCGCACACUCAACUCGGUCGCGUGGGCGUGGGCCAGUGGUACCCUGCUCACCGUCUUGCUCGCGUGGGUUGUCCUCUCCGUCACCGCCGAGGACGACGAGGCGGACGCAGGCGGAGGCAAGGGUGGACACCCUCUGCCUGUGCCGUGGCGCCGGCUCGUGCUGGUGACGAGCAUGCCCGUGGUGCUCGCGGCGUGCGUGCUGCCUUGCGUGACCGAGUCCCCCUCCUGGCUGCUCGCCCAUGGCCGCCGCUCAAAGGCGAAACGGGUGCUCCGCCACAUGGACAGCGUCAACCGCGGAGGCGCGCUACACCACCUCAAAAAGCUGCUCGCGCCGCGCCACAAGAAGCCGGCUGCCGCCACCGCCGCCGCGCGCCUCUCGGGCUCCGGCUCCGGCUCGAGCGAGGCCAACCUCCACUUGCUCCGCUCCGCCACGGCGCCGCGCCACAGCCCGACCAAAGGUGGCAACGGCGGCGGGCGGGGCGGACCCCGCGCGUACACGCCGUUUGCCGAGCCGUCGGCUUGCACGCCCGCCGACGGCGGCGCCGACGCCGAGAGCGGCGGCGGCGGCAAAGGCAGUGGCGGCGCGGCGGCGGCGGCGGCGGCGGGCGACCUGAGCGAGCCGCUGCUGCCGGUGGAAGAGGGACGGGCCGGGGCCGGCACCAGACCCGCCGCCGUGGCGCCGCGCGUGACGCCGCUGAGCGCCGAGCAGAUCGGCACGGAGAGCCGGGCUGCAGGUGGCUCCUCUGCCGACGGGGUGGGCAGCCGGAGCCUGGAGGGCGCGCCGACGCCAGUGGAGUGGACGUCGCAGCGCGUGGUGCCGAUUAGCAAGGACACGCGACUCUCGCGCGCCGCAAUCAAGACGUUUGUCGGCGAGCAGGUCAAGAGGCCGCACACCACCGGCGGCGGUGUGCUCACCUCGUCCUCAAUCUGCGGCGUGCGGCGCCAGACGCUCAACCACUGGCUCUGCAACUUGGUCGGCGGGUUCGGUUGGUCGGGCGUCUUUCUGAUGAACGCGCUCGCGACGCGCAGCUCCGCCAACGAGUGCAGCUUCGACUACGCGCAGCAGGCGCUGAUCUGCUCGAUGGAGCUGCCCGGCACGCUGCUCGUGCAGCCGGCCGUCGACAGCUCACGAUGCCAUAUGGCCGUCGACACGCCUCGCGGCCCCCUCGGCUUGCUCGGCGGCCGCCGCGGCGUGCAAGUCGUGAGCAUGGCCUUCGCGGGUGUCUCCCUCCUCGCCGGCGCGCCGCUCGCCGCCGGCUCCACCGGCGUGCUCCUUUCGAACAUGCUUGCCCGCUCGUGCGUCACCGGCGCGCCCUCGGCGCAGCCGCACCGCUGGCGUGAGCGUGACAGGAUUGCGAGGCGUGUGAGCCGCGGUGCCAUAGGCGCGAACUCGGCGAUGUGCAUCGCCGGCCCCGAGCUGUACCCGACGGAGAGCCGCGGGCUCGGCGCGUCCAUCGCGCGGCUGUGCUUCCUGCUCGGUUCUGUGCCUGCCGCCAGUUGGGUCUACGCGGACCGGCCGAUGGCCGUCAUCGCGUCGGGCGUCGCCGUCGCCAAUCUGCUUGGCGCAGUGCUCGCGGCCACGCUGCCAGAGACUGCGGGGGUCUUGCUGGCCGGGACAGCGUAG